This is a messenger RNA of Thalassophryne amazonica, 1560 nucleotides long. RefSeq names its product adrenomedullin a (gene adma). Gene Ontology annotation, cellular component: extracellular region. Gene Ontology annotation, molecular function: hormone activity; adrenomedullin receptor binding. Bases 139 to 645 code for a protein of 168 amino acids. Gene Ontology annotation, biological process: positive regulation of heart rate; adenylate cyclase-activating G protein-coupled receptor signaling pathway; regulation of systemic arterial blood pressure. The transcript is spliced from 4 exons. The record is from RefSeq and is a predicted model, not a curated record. NCBI's taxonomy places the organism in Eukaryota, Metazoa, Chordata, Actinopteri, Batrachoidiformes, Batrachoididae.
GUGUGGAAGAGCUAUUAGCAGAGUGUCAGAGCUGCCUUACACAAGCAAUUUGAAGAAACCUCUGGAGUACUACUUGUGCCUGAUUCAAGCAAGCAAAGGAAGCUUCUCAUCCAGCUGAAGUGGAACAAACAGGUCAAGAUGAAAUUGAUCUUCCAGUCUUUCCUCUAUUGCUGCAUACUAGCUGCAGUAGCACACAGCGCAGAACUCGAAAUAAACCCAGAGCAGAAGAAAAGGCUGAGCAUGUGGAUAGAGAACAGAUUAAUACGGGACCUGGUAUCUGUGGAGAAGACCACGGCGUCUGAGCACUUUGUCAGACCAGAUGAUGUCAGGAACAUACUGCUGCCACAUUCCAGUUCUCACAUCAACAUCCGAACCAAGAGGUCCUCAAUGAACCCUUCUAAAAGAACCGGUUGCUCACUUGGCACAUGCACGGUGCAUGACCUGGCCCACCGUUUGCACCAGCUCAGCAACAAACUUCGAAGUGCUCCCCCAUCAAAGAUCAGCCCGCAGGGAUACGGCCGGAGGCGGCGUGCUCUUCCGGAGCACAGAGUCACACUCAGGUUAGAGGCGGGAAAGAUGAAGCCCGUGUGGAGCAAAGUUGAUUCCCAAGUUCACAAAUUUGAGGCCCUCCUCAGACGGACAUGAGCAGGAGCACAUGGGAGCAAAAGAGCAGAGAACAGAGUGAGUGUCCUCUCUGCUCUAAAAUUCUCCAAAUGCCUCAGAACCCUGCCAAGUGUUCUUCAGCACAUUUUUUCCCGGCCUCGGCACAAGGACUGAGUCAGAGCAAGACUAAAUGCACUGAGUUUCUCUAAAAGCUGGGCUUUGCAGCGAUGAGCUGUGGAGAUCAAAAACUGCAACUAGCUUACAGACACUGGACGGCACAGUGUAGAGCAACUACGAGUGCUGCUGCUUUCUGCUCAGCAGAGGCAAAGAAAGGGUGCUAAUCCCCAGCAAAGUGGACACGACCUUCGUUUUAAUGAGGAAACUCUCGGCUAACAUUCCGGGACUUUAUACACGUCUUCCUCAAGGCAAGGACUUUUUAUCGUCUAAGGAUUAAACUGCCGAAUUCCAAUAAACUGUCAGUACUAGUAUGCACUUUUCCAUUUGGACGUAAAGUCAAAAGAAUCGUCAGGAAAAGAUCUUUAUCACAAUGCCAAACAGAGAGAUAGGCUCCAGAGCUUAGACGCUCCAAGUCUAUAUCAUGUUUUGGACACUAUGGAAAAAUACCUUAGAUUCUGUGUGACAGUCCACAAUGGACUUAAAUAUACUUGAAGCUGUUAUUGUUAACACACGUGCAAUUAAUAUUUGUUUUUAUUGCUGGUAUAUGUAUAUAAGAAUUCCUUUUAUUUAAAUAUCAUAUAGAGGUUACAUUUAUGUGCAGAUUGAACUAUUUUUGUACAGGAAGAAAUAUAUAUGGGCAUUGUAGCGAUUUCUUAUUCUUUUGCAAACUGUGGUAACAGAAUGUCUGUUUUAUGGGGAUAUUAUAUAUUUGUAAAGAUAUUCUAUUUUAUUUGUCAAAGCAAUAAGUGUUACCAUCUAAUAAACAUUUUGCAUACAAAA